Grus americana (Whooping crane) is the source of this 954-nucleotide messenger RNA. It is a transcript of the gene OXGR1, whose product is annotated as oxoglutarate receptor 1. Gene Ontology annotation, cellular component: plasma membrane. Gene Ontology annotation, biological process: G protein-coupled receptor signaling pathway. The transcript has a single exon. Gene Ontology annotation, molecular function: G protein-coupled receptor activity. Lineage: Eukaryota; Metazoa; Chordata; Aves; Gruiformes; Gruidae. The record is from RefSeq and is a predicted model, not a curated record.
AUGAACACAACAAAUGACAACUUAGCCACUCCCACCACCUGGCAAGACACUGAAGGUGAUUUUCCCAACUGCACUGAUGUGGAAGUUGGUCUGAAGACUUUGUACCACCCCAUCAUGUACGGCAUCAUCUUCCUUGUGAGCUUCCCAGGAAACAUCAUUGUGAUUUAUGUUUACAGCUUCAAGAUGAGGCCUUGGAAGAGCAGCACCAUCAUAAUGCUGAACCUUGCACUCACAGACCUGCUCUACCUCACCAGCCUUCCCUUCCUGAUACACUACUAUGCCAGCAGGGAGCACUGGAUCUUUGGUGAAUUCAUGUGCAAGUUCAUCCGCUUUGGCUUCCACUUCAACUUGUUCAGCAGCAUCCUCUUCCUCACCUGCUUCAGCACUUUCCGCUACAUGAUGAUUGUCCACCCUAUGAAGUUCUUCCACAUCCAGAGGAAGUGGUGGGCAGUGGUUGCUUGCACAGGCAUUUGGGUGAUCUCACUGGCAGCUGUCAGCCCUGUCAACUUCUUGAUCUCCUCAAAAAAGGCACAAAACAGAUCCUUAUGCCUUGAUCUUACCAGCUCUGAAAACCUGGGCACAAUCAGGUGGUAUAACUGGCUGCUGACUGGCCUGGCCUUCUUCUUGCCCUUGCUGAUGGUGACUCUGUUCUAUGCACUUAUUUACACCUUGGCUACUGGGCCCCACACACGGGCUUGCUACAAGCAAGAGGCUCGCAGACUUGCUGUCAUCCUAUUGGUGGUCUUCUAUGUAUGCUUUCUCCCCUUCCACAUCUUUCGGGUGGCUUGAGUUGAGCUACGGUUGUGUCCAGUCAGCUGUCACGUGGAGAAGCAAAUCCACUCUGCCUAUAUCAUCUCUCGGCCACUGGCUGCACUCAACACAUGUGGCAACCUACUCCUUUAUGUCGUGAUCCGAGGUAACUUCCAGCAGGCCAUCCUCUCAAGGUGGAAGUGA